AUGGAGGGGGCGCUGCACAAGUGGACCAACUAUCUGAGCGGUUGGCAGCCUCGAUGUUUCCUUCUUUGUGGGGGAAUAUUAUCCUAUUAUGAUUCUCCUGAAGAUGCUUGGAAAGGUUGCAAAGGGAGCAUGCAAAUGGCAGUUUGUGAAACUCAAGUUCAUUCUGUAGGUAACACACUCAUGGACCUGAUAAUUCCUGGGGAUCAUUAUUUCUACCUGAAGGCCAGAAGUGUGGCUGAGAGACAACGGUGGCUGGUGGCCCUGGGUUCAGCCAAGGCUUGCCUGACAGACAGUAGGACCCAGAAGGAGAAAGAGUUUGCUGAAAAUACGUUAAACUUGAAAACCAAAAUGUCAGAACUAAGACUCUACUGUGACCUCCUUCUUCGGCAAGUAGAUAAAACAAAAGAAGUGACCACAACUGGAGUGUCCAAUUCUGAGGAGGGAAUUGAUGUGGGAACUCUGUUGAAAUCCACCUGCAAUACUUUUCUGAAGACCUUGGAAGAGCGCAUGCAGAUUGCAGGUGCAGCCUUCACCUCUGAGCCCUACCGCACUCCCCCAGGACCACCACAGCCGGCCAUGCUCACGUCCAACAAGAGGAAACACCCCAUUGUACCGAUUCAUAAUUCACUGGAAAGGCAAGUGGAGCUGAAUAAUUGUGAAAAUGGAUCUUUGAAUACGGAAAUAAAUGGUGAUGAAGAAAUCCUGAUGAAAAACAAGAGCUCCUUAUAUUUGAAAUCUGCAGAGACAGACUGCAGCAUAUCAAGUGAAGAAAUCACAGUCCAAGGUGAAAUAAUGAAGGAAAACGAAGAGGAAAACCUGGGAAAUCAUGAUAGCAACUUAGCACAGCCUGGAUCUGACUCCAGUUGCUCUCCAGAAUCCCACUGGGAAGAAGGCAAAGAAGUUAUCCCAACUUUCUUUAGUCCGAUGAACAGCAGCUUUAGUGCCAUCGAACUUCUGGAAGACAGUGGCAUUCCCACAGAAGCAUUCUUGGCAUCUUGUUAUGCUGUGGUUCCAGUACUAGACAAACUUGGACCUACAGUAUUUGCUCCUGUUAAAAUGGAUCUGGUUGGAAACAUUAAGAAAGUAAAUCAGAAGUAUAUAACCAACAAGGAAGAGUUUACUACCCUUCAGAAGACAGUGCUGCACGAAGUAGAGGCGGAUGUAGCCCGGGUUAGGAACUCAGCUACUGAAGCCCUCUUGUGGCUGAAGAGAGGUCUCAAAUUUUCGAAGGGAUUUUUGACAGAAGUGAAAAAUGGAGAAAAGGAUAUCCAAACAGCCCUUAGUAAUGCAUAUGGUAAAACAUCAUGGCAACACCACGGCUGGGUAGUUCGAGGAGUUUUUGCAUUAGCUCUGAGGGCAGCUCCAUCCUAUGAAGAUUUUGUGGCCGCGUUAACCAUAAAGGGAGGCGACCAGAAAGAAGCUUUCAGUAUGGGGAUGCAGAGAGACCUCAGCCUUUACCUCCCUGCCGUGGAAAAGCAGCUGGCGAUACUGGACACUUUAUACGAGGUCCACGGGCUGGAGUCUGAGGAGGUGGUAUGA
Molecule: messenger RNA, 1539 nt
Organism: Cynocephalus volans (Philippine flying lemur)
Lineage: Eukaryota; Metazoa; Chordata; Mammalia; Dermoptera; Cynocephalidae
Product: pleckstrin homology domain-containing family A member 8-like
Biological process (GO): intermembrane lipid transfer; ER to Golgi ceramide transport
Cellular component (GO): cytoplasm
Molecular function (GO): lipid transfer activity
Source: RefSeq, a predicted model, not a curated record